GGCAGUUCGGCCGCCGAAACCAUAGACGGUAUCCACACUGACACUUUUAUCCGGGUGUUUUUCAACUGCAAGUAACAAGUGACCUACCAGAGGAGCAUAAUGUCUACCCCGGACCGUAGCAUCCAGCAGUGUGUUGGGCCUGAUCUUGAGAAUAUCGAGGUGAUGCGGAACCACUCUGUGCUCUUCAGAGCAGAAUGCAAGAGGCUCAUCCAGGAUACUGACAAAGCGUGCAAACGCAUGCAAAAUGAUGACAACAAGCAACUAGAUCAGCGGGUCAGAGACAUCCAGUUUCUGAAGAAGGAGUUGGAGCUGAAGCUGGAGGAGAUUAUCCUGGAGAUCGAUGUCCUCAUAGAGUUGCAGAGGAGAGUGGGGAAAGCCCUGGGGGCCUGCAGAGAGCCUCUGAGGGUCACCGUGGUCUGUCUGGAGGAGAGAAUGAAACGUGUUCCUCCUGAGAGGCUCCAUGACGAGGUGGACAGAGAGCUGCUGAGGGAGAGGGGGGUGAUCGAGGGAGUGGCUUCCCUUCUGCACCGUGUAGCCGAGCAGAUCACUGAGCAGAUACGAUUGAAUCGAUCCAUUAAGUACCAUCUGGAGCAGGAUCUGAAGGAGAAGUUUGCAGCUCAGUGCAUCGACAACUCGUGUGCCUUAAUGACCACUCACUCCACCAACAACCAGCAGAGGCCCAAAAACACCCAAACUCUUCUGCAGAGCUUCACAGUGACUCCAGAGCAGUGGGAGAACAUCUCGGACAUCAACAUCGCCAAAGCAGAGCAGCAGCAGGUCAACUCUCUGUCCCUGAGGGCCAUGGUGGAGUCUCUCCUGGAGCAGACGCUGGCCGACAUGCAGAAGCAGUUCCAGGCCACCACAGAAACAUUUCAGCUCAACGUCCAGGAGAUCAAGUCUGCAAAGGGACUGAUGGAGGAUCAGCUGGCUAAGAUUCUGUCUGAGUUUGCCAGCGAGCAGAGGACCAGAGAGGACCUGCAGGUGGCCGUCUCAGACAGCGAGCACGUCCUGAGUUUGGCUCAGGCCCGGCUGGUAUUGCGCCGCCAGAGGCCGGGCAAAGAGCAGUGCCACGACCCGGCCCAGACCCAGCUGCUGGCCGAGGUGCAGCAGCUCAAUGCUCACAUCAACAGACUGCACGAGGCGGCGUCCCGCUCUGAGGAGCAGCAGAGGGCUCUGGUGCGCUGCCAGCUGGAGCUGCAGGAGAACAUCGAGAGGAAGGGCAGCUCGCUGUACAUCGACGAGGUCGUCUGCGCCCAACACAGGGAGCCCAUCAUCAUACAUAACUUCUGAACCACUGGAAAUUAUUGAAAUAAAGGUCACUUCAAAUAA
Molecule: messenger RNA, 1329 nt
Organism: Trematomus bernacchii (emerald rockcod)
Lineage: Eukaryota; Metazoa; Chordata; Actinopteri; Perciformes; Nototheniidae
Gene: tekt1
Product: tektin 1
Exons: 8
Coding region: 100-1290 (396 amino acids)
Biological process (GO): cilium assembly; cilium movement involved in cell motility
Cellular component (GO): microtubule cytoskeleton; nucleus
Source: RefSeq, a predicted model, not a curated record